Molecule: messenger RNA, 3260 nt
Organism: Silurus meridionalis
Lineage: Eukaryota; Metazoa; Chordata; Actinopteri; Siluriformes; Siluridae
Gene: tpo
Product: thyroid peroxidase
Exons: 12
Coding region: 149-2359 (736 amino acids)
Biological process (GO): thyroid hormone generation; response to oxidative stress
Cellular component (GO): membrane
Molecular function (GO): iodide peroxidase activity; heme binding
Source: RefSeq, a predicted model, not a curated record
CACUUGAAAAGCAACUGAAAUGACUACAAAAUCAAGUUGCUUUUGUAUGGAGUCAGCAGGGUAUGACUAUGUCUGCUCAGGAGGAGAAACCUCUAGAACAGAGAGAUGAGUGAGUACAUACAGAGAGCAGGCUAUCACACCAAGAGACAUGCACUCUCUACCAAUGCUGAACUCUACACCCAGGCAGCUACUUUGCUGCAUUUUGCUUUUAUAUAUAUCUGCAGAUAUAACUUCAUCUGAACAAAAACAACACAAGUCUGAAACUUUGCUACUAUCCUCAAUAAAAGAGAGUCUUCAGAUGGUUGACAGUGCAUUGCAUCUGACAAGAGAAGGCAGGAAUCACUCCCAGCCAUACUACAUGCAGAUGUUUGCUUUCUCCAGACAAGCAGCAGCAAGUUAUGAGAUAUCAAAUGCAGCAGAGGUCUUUCAAACCACUGUGUUACUUUUGAAGAAAAAGGAAAGUAGGAGGCAAAAAAGAUCUGUUUCUGUUUCAGAGCUUCUUUCCCUGGAGGAUGUGGAACUAAUAGCAAAUCUGUCUGGAUGUCCUCCACCCCUACAGCCAGCCAGCUGUCCCAUAGGAGGAGAUUCAGAGAAAUACCGCACCAUCUCCGGAGUGUGCAAUAACAGAAAUAAACCUCUUUGGGGAGCAGCCAACACGGUUUUGGCCAGAUGGCUCCCAGCAGAGUACGAGGAUGGAGAAAGCCAACCAAAAGGCUGGAACAUUGGGCACCAGUACAGCGGCUUCCAUCUUCCGCCUGUUCGAGAAGUCAGCAACAAAAUUAUGCAAAUCUCCAGUCAGUACCGCUUAGAUGAGGCGUAUUCCCAGAUGCUGGUGGACUGGGGUCAAUAUAUGGACCAUGACAUCUCCUUCACUCCUCAAAGCACAAGCAAAGCUGCCUUUUUGGAGGGACUCAACUGCUUACACACGUGUGGAAAUUUCAAUCCUUGCUUUCCGAUUCAGAUUCCUCUGCAUGAUAAACUAUUUGGAAGUAAGAGCUGUUUCCCAUUUUUCCGCUCUGCACCAGCAUGCCUAAAUGGCCCGACACACACUCCGCUCCCACAACAGAUGCUGCAAAGACAGCAGAUGAAUUCAAUCACUUCCUUCCUCGACGCAUCUACUGUCUACGGACAUGAUGUUGAAUUAGAGAAAAUGCUCAGAAACCUCUCAAGCUCUGAGGGCUUACUUGCAGUUAACAGUGAACACACUGAUGCUGCAGGUCAUGCUUACCUGCCGUUUGUCAAUAACCCCACGUCUCCAUGCUUCCAAGAGCCAGGUACAGGCCCAAGAAACCGCCUGGAGUGUUUUCUGGCUGGAGAUAGCAGGGUAAACGAGAUUCUGCCUCUUAUUGCUCUUCACACACUCUGGGUGCGGGAGCACAAUCGCAUUGCCACACGACUGAAACAACUGAACACACACUGGAGCUCCAAUACAAUCUAUCAAGAGAGCCGGAAAAUUGUUGGAGCUUUGCAUCAGAUCAUCACCAUGAGGGAUUAUAUUCCAAAAAUCAUAGGAGAAAAAGCAUUUGAUCAAAUCAUUGGACCUUAUGAGGGUUACGAUGAUACUAUAAAUCCUUCCAUCUCCAAUGUGUUUGCGACUGCUGCAUUCCGCUUUGGUCAUGCUACCAUCUCGACACACAUUAGGAGACUGAAUGAGAGCUUCCAAGACCAUGAACUUUUUCCUUCCUUAAAACUGCAUCAAACAUUUUUCAGUCCAUGGAGAAUAAUCAGAGAAGGAGGCUUGGAUCCAAUAUUGAGAGGUCUCAUAAGCCAACCAGCUACCAGACAAAACCAACAUCGUCUGAUGAAUGAGGAGCUGAGGGAGAAACUCAUGGUGCUCACUAUUCCAGAGGCACUCGAUCUGGCAGCUCUAAACCUCCAAAGAGGACGAGAUCAUGGCCUGCCAGGUUACAAUGACUGGAGGGUGUUCUGUGGAUAUGACAGAGUACAAACUGAAGCAGAUCUGAAGGAUGUGAUACAUGACAAUGCUUUGGUGGAAAAGAUAAUGGAUCUGUAUGGGCAUCCUGAUAAUAUUGAUGUGUGGCUGGCAGGUAUGGUAGAGGAUUUAGUGCCUGGCACCAGGACAGGCCCUCUAUUUACAUGCUUGAUCGGAAAACAGAUGAAGAUGCUUCGAGAAGGUGACAGGUUUUGGUGGGAAAGGCCAGAUGUGUUUUCCCAGCAGCAGAGACAAGAGCUACAGAGACAUUCACUGUCUCGAGUCUUAUGUGACAACAGUGGGCUGACAGAGGUUCCCAAUGAUCCCUUCAGUAUAGGAAUGUAUCCUGAACACUUUCUUCCAUGCACAAGUAUAACUUCAAUGAAACUGGACGCAUGGAGGGAGGACCCUGACAAAGUUAACUGAGAAAUUAAAUAGUACAAGAGUUUUAAAAAAAUCUGAUGUAUAUACAUGAGGAGAUUGAAACAGGUAUGAGGACUAUUUUCUCAACACAAGGUCAAAAUAAACAUUAGGAUUCAAGCUUACAGUCACCUCUAUUAGAUACAUUGAUUUAGGUCUGUAAAGCUAAGAGUGAGGUUUUAAUAUAAUGCAACUAUGGUUUAUCAAUACAGUACAAGUCAUCACUUUUAUUGUUCAGUGUUUGACUGAAUGUAGGGUCAACUUAUUGUUGAAUAAAAACUAGUUUUAUUUGUCUUAAUGUACUCAAGUUUUAAUUAGAGACAACCUUUUUAGCUACAACUCUGUCAUCUUGAGUCUGAUAUGCAUAGCUUUCAGAUUUCCAAUAUUUGAAAAAGGAAUAUUGCAUUGUAUAUGUAUAAAGGCCUGUACGAAGCUCAGCAAUGUGUUUCAAGGCAAGUGUGAGAUAAACACAUGCAUAUUCAUACAUUGUUAAACUGGUUGUGCAUUUUUUUUUAUACCCAGAUCUUUAUGACUGAUUAGAGUAUAUAUGAUUAUGAUUAGAGCAUAUGAUUGGUCCAUUGUAGUCUAAAGUAAUCAAGUGUUUUGUCUACCUCACAGUCUUUGUCCACCUCUAUUUUAAGAAUAUUUUCAAUGUUUAUUUGAAGUGCAUAUGUUAAUGUUAUUUAAAAAAGUUAUGACACAAUAAAGAUUGCCUCCAAAAAUUACCAGCUGGGAAAUUAUUGUUCUGUAAUACUUUUGAAAUGAGCCAUAGCUACAGAACCAGUGAGACACUCAUUUGUGCAACCAUGCAAUGAUUUAAAUUAUAUUUGUUGUUAUUUUAUGUGGCUAUAUUCUGCACAAAGGAUGAAGUAAAGCUUGUUAAUAGUAACCUAACAGCAGGAAUUAA